GUUUUAGAAGAGUUUGGCAUUAAAUACAUCUUGAAUGUUACCCCUAACCUGCCUAAUCUCUUUGAAAAUGCCGGCGAAUUCAAGUACAAGCAGAUCCCGAUCUCUGACCACUGGAGCCAAAAUCUGUCUCAGUUCUUUCCUGAGGCCAUCUCAUUUAUAGAUGAAGCACGCGGGAAGAACUGUGGUGUCCUAGUGCAUUGCUUAGCAGGGAUCAGCCGCUCGGUCACAGUGACGGUGGCCUACCUCAUGCAGAAGCUCAACUUGUCCAUGAACGAUGCCUACGAUAUCGUCAAGAUGAAGAAGUCCAACAUUUCACCCAACUUCAACUUCAUGGGUCAGCUGCUGGACUUUGAGCGGACUCUGGGGCUGAGCAGCCCCUGUGACAAUCGAGUGCCGAACCAGCAGCUGUACUUCACCACCCCUUCCAACCAGAACGUCUUCCAGGUGGAUUCCCUGCAGUCCACGUGAGCUCCCACUGCCUCCCUUCUCCUGUCUGUUUCAUGGGAUCACUCCUCAAUGGUUUCUCUUUGGCAGUGAUAAGGAAAACGCAGCUUUCUCUUUUUCUGGCCUCUGCGAUCGAAAAGCGGCUGCCAGCGCAGGCUAGGAAAGGUUACACAGUAUGGAAUCGGCUAUUGCGAAGGGAGGGAACACGGUGAGCUCUUUGGGAAGGACCGCGGUGACCAGGCAGCAGGUGGGCAGCACGCUCAUCCCUGCUUGCACAGCGGCUUGGGUCCGAGGACUUCCAGGGAGUUAGGGUAAGGCUGGACAGGCUGAGCACGUGUUCUCUAGAGACUGGAACUGUCCUGCUUCCCUCUCUGCUUUCGGAUCUGUGACACACAUCUCUGUCUUCAGUGAAGACUGGUUAUUUUUGUUUGUUUGUUUGUUUUGUUUAGAGGAGCCAAAGAAAGAGAUUUCAGCUUAGUGUAUUUGGAGUACUUGUUUGCCGGGAGCUCGGUAGUAUUCUACUUGAUCAAUGUAAAUAUUUAACCUUAAUUGGAUUUGCAAUUUUUUUGGAAUUCACAUGUAUUCAAGAAAUCAAUCCAAGGGACAUCUGUGUUUUUGUUCUCUUCAUAAAUUCUGCUUUGUUUGUUUGUUCUUUUUUUUUUUUAAUUGCAAAGAAUAUAUUUGCAGCAUGCUUAAUUUUAUUGUUCAACUGAAGCAAGCUUUCCAUGAGGGAGAAGUGGCAAUGGUGAGAAGUUUGCAAAUCAUGUUUUGUGAGCAAAUACAGUCUCUUCUUUCAUAUAUCUUUCUUUUCCUUGUGGUGAUUUUUUUUUUCUCACGCUCUUGAUGUAGUUUCCACAUGAUAUAUAUAUUUUUUUUUAAAUUAAAUUAAUUUUUUGCCUUACCUUUUGUAAAUAGAUCAUCUGGGAGGAGGUUUGUCUUUGAAUGCGAAAGAUUUUUGAUCACUUUUUAAAACUUUCAGAUGUGCUAAACAGUACAUUACCUCUGUACAAAUUCUUCAGGGAGCUUCACCUCAAAUGCAAUAUUUUGCGUCUUUCUUUUUUUCUUUUUUUUGUAUAAAACUGGAAGUAUGUGCGAGCAUUUGUACCUGUGUGUACGCACAGUGAACCUGCACAUGGUUGCCAAUAAGGGAGAGUCUAAUUCACGGUGUAAAAGUUUUAAGAUGGAAUUUAUUAUAAGAAUGUAAAACCUUAAAUUAUUAAUAAAUAAAUAACUAUUUUUGGCUAUUGA
Pelecanus crispus (Dalmatian pelican) is the source of this 1692-nucleotide messenger RNA. The record is from RefSeq and is a predicted model, not a curated record. NCBI's taxonomy places the organism in Eukaryota, Metazoa, Chordata, Aves, Pelecaniformes, Pelecanidae.